AGCUGCGGCCGGGAAGAGGCGCCUGCGCGGCGCUCCAUGCGCCCCUUCCCUGCUGCGCUGUGAGGUUCCGCUUGCAGUCAUGGCGGGCGCUGACAGCCAGGUAAAUGCUGGGGGAGAAAAGAAGGCAGAGAGCGGAAAGAAGAAGAUGAAUGAGGGGGCCGGCGAUGGAGGGCGGACGGAGCUGACUCCCUGGCCUGCAUUUAUCAGUGAGCGUUUAGAGAUGUACAAUAAACUUAAAGCUGAACAUGAUGCGCUCCUUGCAGAAAGGGCUGCAAAUGACAGUAAACCCAUUAAAGUUACGUUACCUGAUGGCAAGCAAGUUGAUGCUGAAUCUUGGAAGACUACUCCUUAUCAAAUCGCUUGUGGAAUUAGUCAGAGUUUAGCUGACAACACUGUUAUUGCUAAAGUGAACAAGAUGGUUUGGGAUCUAGACCGUCCUUUGGAGGAGGAUUGUACCCUGGAGCUGCUUAAGUUUGAAGAUGAAGAGGCUCAAGCAGUAUACUGGCACUCAAGUGCUCAUAUAAUGGGCGAAGCUAUGGAGCGAAUCUAUGGUGGCUGUUUGUGCUAUGGCCCACCAAUAGAAAAUGGAUUUUAUUAUGACAUGUACCUUGAGGAAGGGGGUGUAUCAAGUAAUGACUUCUCUGCUUUGGAAACCUUAUGCAAAAAGAUAAUGAAGGAAAAACAAGCUUUUGAAAGACUGGAAGUUAAGAAGGAAACACUGCUUGAAAUGUUCAAGUAUAAUAAAUUCAAGUGUCGUAUCCUGAAUGAGAAGGUCACUACUCCAACUACAACAGUAUACAGGUGUGGUCCCUUGAUAGAUCUAUGCAGAGGGCCUCAUGUUAGACAUACUGGCAAGAUAAAGACCAUAAAAAUUCAUAAGAAUUCUUCUACCUAUUGGGAAGGCAAGGCUGAUAUGGAAUCCCUCCAGCGGAUCUAUGGCAUUUCAUUCCCAGAUGCAAAAAUGCUGAAGGAGUGGGAGAAAUUCCAGGAGGAGGCUAAAAGCAGAGAUCACAGAAAAAUUGGGCGGGACCAAGAACUGUUUUUCUUUCAUGAGCUCAGCCCUGGUAGCUGUUUUUUCUUGCCAAAAGGAGCCUACAUUUAUAAUACAUUAAUUGAAUUCAUCCGGAGUGAGUAUCGAAAACGUGGAUUCCAGGAGGUUGUUACUCCAAAUGUUUUCAACAGCAAACUCUGGAUGACUUCGGGGCACUGGCAGCAUUACAGUGACAACAUGUUCUCCUUUGAAGUCGAGAAAGAAAUCUUUGCUCUGAAGCCUAUGAACUGUCCAGGACACUGCCUUAUGUUUGAUCAUCGCCCAAGAUCAUGGCGUGAGUUGCCACUACGGUUGGCUGAUUUUGGUGUUCUGCAUCGCAAUGAACUGUCUGGAGCUCUCACAGGACUCACUCGAGUACGCCGGUUCCAGCAGGAUGAUGCUCACAUAUUCUGUGCUAUAGAGCAGAUUGAAGAGGAGAUUAAAAGUUGUCUGGAGUUCUUGCGUACUGUGUAUGAUGUCUUUGGAUUUUCCUUUAAACUGAAUCUUUCCACUCGUCCUGAAAAGUACCUGGGAGAUAUUGAAGUGUGGAAUCAAGCUGAAAAGCAACUUGAAAACAGCCUCAAUGACUUUGGUGAGAAGUGGGAGUUAAACCCUGGUGAUGGAGCUUUCUAUGGACCUAAGAUUGACAUUCAGAUUAAAGAUGCCAUUGGCCGCUACCACCAGUGUGCUACAAUCCAGCUUGACUUCCAGCUGCCAGUCAGAUUUAACCUCACCUUUGUCAGCCAUGAUGGCAAUGACAAGACAAGACCGGUUAUCAUUCAUCGGGCUAUCUUGGGAUCUGUGGAGAGAAUGAUUGCCAUUCUAACUGAAAACUAUGGAGGCAAAUGGCCACUCUGGCUGUCCCCACAGCAGGUCAUGGUGGUACCAGUGGGACCAGCAUGUGAUGAAUAUGCUCAAAAGGUCAGGCAGCACUUCCAUGAUGCUGGAUUAAUGGCAGAUGUUGAUGUAGAUCCUGGGUGCACACUGAAUAAGAAGAUCAGAAAUGCUCAGCUAGCACAGUAUAACUUUAUUCUGGUUGUUGGUGAAAAGGAGAAGGCAAGUGGAACAGUUAACAUCCGCACCCGAGAUAACAAGGUGCAUGGUGAGCGUACAAUUGCAGACACUGUGGAGAGACUGCUGGAUCUGAAACGUUCUCGCUCCAGACAAGCUGAGGAGGAAUUUUAACACCACCUGCUCUACCUGGCAUAAAAAAAGAUCUAGUUUUCCUAAUUCAGUUAGCCACACAGUUUUUAUGCUGAGCUAGAUUUGAAAUAUGUUUCUCAUUGGACCUUUUACUCAUUUUAGCAGAGAUGUUUCUUUACUCAGAAACAUCUUUUUUUGUAAAAAUCAAAUUUUCACAAACCUUGAAGUAAAAUUUCCUGGCCUCUGAUCAGUGUCAGAUGAAGCAAAAUGAAAUGACUUCUUGUGGCUGCAGGGGCAAAUGGGAAUGUUAAUCAGGGAUACCCAUAGUAUUCUAACUACCCUGUUAAGAUAAAAUUCAUUUAGAUAGCAAAUGU
Pezoporus flaviventris is the source of this 2547-nucleotide messenger RNA. It is a transcript of the gene TARS1, whose product is annotated as threonyl-tRNA synthetase 1. Gene Ontology annotation, cellular component: cytoplasm. The record is from RefSeq and is a predicted model, not a curated record. Lineage: Eukaryota; Metazoa; Chordata; Aves; Psittaciformes; Psittacidae. Bases 80 to 2215 code for a protein of 711 amino acids. The transcript is spliced from 19 exons. Gene Ontology annotation, biological process: threonyl-tRNA aminoacylation. Gene Ontology annotation, molecular function: ATP binding; threonine-tRNA ligase activity.